CUCCGCGCGGCACAGACAAGUGCGCUCUCGAUACACACUCCUAGUUCACUCGUACAAUCGCGAUGCCGAUGGCGGCUAUUCACACGUACCAAAACCUUGGCGUCGAUCAGAAAUUGACGCACCUACAAUCUCAGGCUCCCCGGAGAUUAGCACCUGCUCCAGUGGAUCCUAGUCGCUGCAAGAAAAAAUCUUAUCUUCACCAGCCUUAUCCGGCACAACCUGCCUCCGUAGCACGCAGGAACGCUCGAGAGAGGAACAGAGUGAAACAAGUAAAUAAUGGUUUUGCGGCAUUACGUCAGCACAUCCCGUCAGCUGUCUCUGCAGCCCUAGCUGGAGGAAGAGGAUCUUCACGGAAACUAAGUAAAGUGGAUACUUUAAGACUAGCGGUAGAGUACAUCAAAAGUUUGAAGCGGUUAUUAGAGGAGAGCGAGGAAGGAUGCUCCGAGUCUCAGUCGGGAUUAGUACUCAGCAGCAGUGGACCGCACACUCCACCACUAUCUGAAGAGUCCCACUCGCCAGCUCCCUCCUUUGUGUCUGAAAGUUCAGCGGGGCCGAGCUGUCAUGAUGCCUACGAUUCCUACGAGCCCAUGAGUCCUGAAGAUGAAGAGCUUCUCGACGUUAUAUCAUGGUGGCAGCAGCAGUGAUUGAAGGAACCGUACUCUGCGGUGAUCAAAGUGCGGCCAAUCAGCGGCUUGGUGAUUAUGAAAAAACGAGUAAUCCUCAAGAAGGAGCCGAGCAUCGGAGCGCGAGGGCUCCGAGAGAACCUCUAAUUAAGCGCAAUCAGUAUAUUCCUAAUGAGAGGGGAUAAUGGUGGACUGUAACGACCCCAUCGAUGCAUUCCUCCGAGUGACUGGACACCAAACGAAUACCCCACUGCAUUUCCCACAUCGAUGGAAUAGCACUAAGAAGACUGAAUCGAUCAUUUACUUGUUCCACUUAAGCAUUUAGUUAUAUUGUAGGUGACUCGACAUUACGCUGUGCCUUAGUGUAGCCUUACGGAUUACUACUUCCACUUAGAAUGUAAUCUUUACAAUAAUCUUGUUAUUG
Messenger RNA from Spodoptera exigua (beet armyworm), 1047 nucleotides. Lineage: Eukaryota; Metazoa; Arthropoda; Insecta; Lepidoptera; Noctuidae. The record is from the annotation of a GenBank genome assembly.